GAAAAAGCAGCAAACAUGGCUAGAUUGGCUGAUUAUUUGAUUGUCGUGGGAUAUGAUCAGGAAAAAGCUGGUUCAGGAGAAGGAUGUGGGAAGAUCAUCCAGCGUUUCCCCAAGAAGGACUGGGAGGGCACAGCCUUCCCUCAGGGGGUGGAGAUGUUUUGCCAGCCAGGAGGAUGGAGGAUGUCCAGGGAGCGGAAGCCCCCGAGCUUCUUCACUGUGGUGCUGACAGACAUAGAGUCAGAUCGACACUACUGCUCCUGCCUCACCUUCUAUGAGGCAGAGGUCAACCUCCAGGGAUCAAAGGCAGUGGAGGCAGACGGGGAGGACGAGGUGGAUGAGGAGGAGGACGGCCUGAUCCAGCCAGCUCAAGUCUUUGCCCCCAAAAGUCUCAUCCUUGUCUCCAGGCUGGAUUAUCCCGAAAUAUUCCGGGGCUGCUUGGGUCUGAUCUACACGGUGUACAUCGACAGUCUGACCUUCCCUCUGGAGGGUCUGGUGGCCGGCCUCUUCACGUGCCUGGUGCCCGUGGCUGGAGGCUCCCAGAAACUCUUCUCCCUGGGAGCAGGGGACAGACAGCUGAUCCAGACUCCUCUGAACGACAGCCUGCCCGUCACCUGCAAGAGUGUGGCCCUGCUCUUCCAGCAGCUCGGAAUCCAGAACGUUCUGAGCCUGUUUUGCGCGGUUCUGACAGAACAUAAGGUUUUGUUCCACUCCACCAGCUACCAGAGGCUAGGAGAGGCGUCCCGUGCACUGGAGGCCCUCAUGUUCCCCCUCAAAUACAGUUACCCAUACAUCCCCAUCCUGCCUUCCCGGCUGCUGGAGGUCCUGAGCUCUCCCACCCCCUUCAUCAUCGGGGUCCACUCCAUGUUCCAGAGCGAGAUCCUGGAGCUGCUGGACGUCAUCAUCGCCGACCUGGACGGAGGGACGAUCAAGAUCCCCGAAUCCAUCCACCUGUCUCAGCUCCCUGAGCCCCUGCUGCACCACACACAGACCGCCCUGUCCCUGGUUCUUCACCCUGACCUGGAGAUCGCUGACAAUGCCUUCCCUCCCCGCACUGCCCCCUCCAACCUUAAGUUGUUGGAUAAGGAGGUGAGGGCCGUGUUCCUCCGGCUAUUUGCACAACUCUUCCAGGGCUACAGGUCCUGCCUGCAGCUCAUUCGAAUCCAUUCCGAACCUGUUAUUCACUUUCACAAGACUGCCUUCCUGGGCCAGCGAGGCCUGAUCGAGAACGACUUCCUGACCAAGGUUCUCGACGGCAUGGCCUUCGCUGGCUUCGUGUCUGAGAGAGGCCCACCUUACAGAGCCUGCGAUCUCUUUGACGAGCUGGUGGCCUUUGACAUGGAGCGCUUUAAAGAGGAGGAGGCCAACCCUGCCAAACUACAGAAGCACAUGAGGGAGCUCUCUGAACAGCUGUAUAGAAACGAAAACCCCAACCCCCACAUGGCGUUCCAGAAGGUUCCUCGGCCGUCGGAGGGCUCCCACCUGCGGGUGCACCAGGUGCCCUUCCCCCUGCUGAACGAGGAGCGUGUGGAGGGGCUGCUGCUGGAGGGGCUGGCCAAGCAGGCCAGCGCCCCGGCCGCCUCCGCCGCCGCCGCCGCCGCCCGCCCCGAGAGGAAGUGUGUGGUGCCAGCGGGCCCCCCCGUGGUGUCCAUCAUGGGGAAGACUGGCUCAGUGUUCAACAGCGCUCGCCGGCUGGAGGUGGUCAGGAGCUGUAUCUCCUACAUCUUCGACAACAAGACCCUGGAGACGGAGAAGACCCUCCCAGCAGCGUUGCGGGCCCUGAAAGGCAAGGCUGCCCGCCAGUGUCUGACCGAGGAGCUGAGCCUCCACGUUCAGCAGAACCGCGCCAUUCUGGACCACCAGCAGUUUGACUACAUCACCCGCAUGAUGAACUGUGCCCUCCAGGACUGUUCCAACUCUGAAGAGUACUCUGUUGCCUCUGCCCUUCUGCCCCUGACAACGGCCUUUUACAGGAAACUGGUGGUGGGAGUGAACCAGUUUGCGUACACCUGUGUCCAGGACCACCCUAUCUGGACCAAUCAGCAGUUCUGGGAGUCCACCUUCUACGGUGAGGUCCAGAACCAGAUCCGAGCUCUGUACCUCACCACCUCGGAAGAAAAACAAGGGAUCACUGCCAGGCUCAAGGAGCAGCAGCCGCAGCCGGCCGCCAGCCCGUCCGAGCGGACGGCCAUGGACCUGGCCGCGGAGCAGCUGCGGGCGUGGCCGGGCCUGAGCAAGGAGAAGCAGCAGGAGCUGGUGAAGAACGAGGAGAGCACCGUGUUCAGCCAGGCCAUCCACUAUGCCAGCCUCAUGGUCUACCUGCUGGUGCCUCUGGACACCAGCAAGAACAAGCUGCUGCGGAGCGCCCCAGCCACCGACUGGGAGAGCGGUAGCAACAGCAUCGUCACCAACAGUAUUGCCGGCAGCGUGGCUGAGAGCUUCGACACCGAGAGCGGCUUCGAGGACUCGGAGAACAGCGACGUGGCUAACUCUGUGGUGAGGUUCGUCGCCCGCUUCAUAGACAAGGUGUGCACAGAGAGCGGUGUGACCCAGGACCACAUCAAGAGCCUGCACAGCAUGAUCCCAGGUAUUGUGGCCAUGCAGAUGGAGACUCUGGAGGCUGUCCACAGGGAGAGCAGGAGGCUGCCUCCCAUUCACAAGCCUAAGAUCCUGCGUCCGGUGCUGCUCCCGGGGGAAGAGUUUGUGUCGGAGGGGCUGCGGGUGGUCCUGGACGCCGAUGGACGCGAGGAGGCCACAGGGGGGCUCCUGGGGGGGCCUCACAUCCUCCCGGCAGAGGGAGCCCUCUUCCUCACGACCUACCGCAUCAUCUUCAAGGGCGCCCCCCACGACCCGCUGGUGGGGGAGCAGGUGGUCAUCAGGAGCUUCCCAGUGUCCACCCUGACCAAGGACAAGAAGAUCAGCAUCCAGAACCUUCUGCAGCAGCACAUGCAGGAGGGGCUGCAGCUCCGCUCAGCCACCUUCCAGCUGAUCAAGGUGGCGUUCGAUGAGGAGGUGAGCUCCGAGAUGGUGGAGAUCUUCAGGAAGCACCUCCAGAGAAUCCGUUACCCGCAAUCCAUCUUCAGCGUGUUUGCCUUCGCGGCCGGUCAGACAGCCCCCCAACUGAUCCUCCCCAAACAGAAAGAGAGGAACACAGGCUUCAGGACGCUGUCCAAAACCAUUGUGAAAGGAGCCAAGAAAGCCGGGAAGAUCACCAUGGGGCGUGGCGGCCAGACAACUCUGAAGAAGAACGACCGGGGCAGCCGUAUGACCUGGCACGAGGAUGACGACAUCUCAGUCUCAGACGAGGGCGAGCCGCCCCCCAGCAGCACUCUGAGGGCGUCUGAGAAGUCCACCAUGGAGCAGCUGGUGGAGCGGGCCUGUUUCCGGGACUACCAGCGUCUGGGUCUGGGCACCAUCACCGCCAGCUCGUCUCGCUCCAAGACUGGAGAGCAGUUCAGAGUCACGGCUGUCAACAGGCUUUACUCUCUCUGCCGCAGCUACCCUGGGCUCCUGGUGGUUCCUCAGUCUGUGCAGGACAGCAGUCUUCACAAGGUGGCUCGCUGCUACAGACACAACCGUCUUCCUGUCGUGUGCUGGAAGCACCCCCGCACCAAGGCUGUGCUGCUGCGCUCCGGAGGGUUCCACGGCAAGAGCGUGGUGGGACUCUUCAAGUCCCAGAACCCCUCCUCCACAGCUCCUGCCUCGUCCUCCGAGUCCUCCAGCAGUCUGGAGCAGGAGAAGUACCUGCAGGCAAUCCUCAGCUCCAUCCCCAUCUACUUCAAACUCAACGGCAGCAACACCUUGACCAACCGCUCGCUUAUCGGCAUGUCGCCAGGCAGUGAAAGGAGGACAUCCAGAAUGCCAAAGAUGGCUCCCGUCCAUUUGGACAUGCCCUUCUCCAAUAGCUUUGCCAGAGGAGUGCUUGGGUACAGGGAUAAACUAUUCACUCACUCAAACCAAAAACCUGCCCCUAAGGGAAGAAUCCACAAUCAAGGCGUGUGGGCCAGCCUGCGCUCCAGCAGCAGGUUCAGCCAGCACACGUCAGCAGCAGAGGUGGGGGCCAGGCUGGCAGGGAAGGAUCUGGCGCCCCCCGCAGGCAGCGACAGCCUGCAGGCCCAGCUGCUCAAACAGCAGGCUGCCUUCUACAUCUUUGGAGAAAAGUCCCACCUCAGGGGCUUCAAACUGGACUCUUCUCUGAACUGUGAGCUGGUGCCCGUGGACUUUGCCGACACGCGGCAGGUGAAAGCCUCCUUUAAGAAGCUGCUGAGAGCCUGUGAACCCAGCGCCACAUCGACCGACGCAGAAGACUCCUUCCUCAAAGCCCUGGAGGAUUCGGAGUGGAUCCUGCAGCUCCACAAGCUGCUGCAGCUGGCUCAGAUCCUGGUGGAGCUGCUGGACAGCGGCUCGUCCAUCCUGCUCAGCCUGGAGGACGGCUGGGACAUCACCACGCAGGUGGUGUCCCUGGUGCAGCUGCUGAGCGACCCGUUCUACAGGACCCUGGAGGGCUUCCAGGUGCUGCUGGAGAAGGACUGGCUCUCCUUUGGCCACAAGUUCAGCCAGCGCAGCAACCUCACCCCCUGCAGCCAGGGCAGCGGCUUCACCCCCAUCUUCCUCCAGUUCCUGGACUGCGUGCACCAGGUCUUGGAGCAGCAUCCCAUGGAGUUUGAGUUUAAUCAGCACUAUCUGAAGUUCCUGGCCUACCACCACAUCUCCAACCGCUUCAAGAACUUCCUCCUGGACUCGGACUACGAGCGCCUGGAGCACGGCACAUUGUUUGAGGACAAGGGAGACAAGCAGGCCAGGAGAGGCGUCUGUAUCUGGGAGUGCAUCAGCCGCAUGCACCGGAGGAUCCCUGUCUUCUUCAACUACCUGUACAACCCCUCCGAUGUGUCCCCGGUGUUGAAGCCAUCUAUCAGCAUCCCCAACCUGAGCAAGUGGGACUUCUUCACGGGCGAGACUCUGUCCACGGGGCCGUCGUACGACUGGCGCAUGAUGGCCAUGAGGUCGGAGAGCGCGGAGGAGGCCGACACCAUCGCCACCAGCCGGAGGAGGAUCGUGUGGCCCUGCUACAGCAGCGUGGGCCGCGCCCAGCCCGACGCCAUCACCAAACUGCUCACCGACAUGGAGAAGCUGGAGGUGGAGCUGGGCCAGACCCCAGAGAGGUGGCAGGCCACGCUGGAGAGGGUGCGGGCCAGCAUCCAGGAGGACCUCCGACAGGAGGGGAACCUCCGUAAGCAGUCCGCGUCCAUCUCCGGCCUGAUCCCCACGUCGAGCCUGCAGGCGUUCCACCGCCGCUCCAUGCUGCACCUGCCCGACAGCGCCCUGGGGGAGGACAGCAGCCCCGCCGCCGCCAACGGGGUGAACCGGCGCGCCGCCACGCUCUACAACCAGUUCACCCCCAAGAACGAGGAGAACCGGUCGUUUGAGGGGGUCCUGUUCAAACGGGGAGCGCUGCUGAAAGGCUGGAAGCCUCGCUGGUUUGUGUUGGACAUCACCAAGCAUCAGCUGAGGUACUAUGACACAGGGGAAGACACUAACUGCCGGGGCCAUAUAGACCUGGCGGAGGUGGAGUCGGUCCUGGUUGCCGCGCCCACCAUAGCAGCGCCCAAACACAUCAGUGAGAAGGCCUUCUUCGACCUGAAGACCACCAAGAGAGUGUACAACUUCUGCGCGUCGGACGCCCCCAAUGCCCAGCUGUGGAUGGACAAGAUCCAGAGCUGCAUCUCCGACGCCUGAUCCGACCCUCGACCCCUGACCCCGGGGCCGGAAAGGGGUCAGACAACAGCAGGACCACCAGAGGGAGAGCCAGCGGGGGGUGACAGUAGAGACACACGACACACCCUGCUCACCUGUGUCAGCCUGGGAGUGGCGUUAUCACAAGGACCACAGUCAACUAAGUGCCUGGUAGUGGAGGGUGUGUAUCCCACCCCUCCCUUUCAUCUUUCUCUCUGCCUGUUGUGAGGCCGUUAUGCAGGACUUCAGGCAGGCAGCAGUCUGCCAGCUUUAGGAGGUGUUUAAGGGGACGCGUGUCCGAGGCCUCUCUAGUCCCGGGGACCUUGGCACCACUACAGGGAGUGGACACCAGGAGAGGAGACAUAGGAACGCUGUCAGCUGACAUCUGAGUAUGUCACACUACCAAGGCGAGCUCGAGCUAGACGCUAGACGUAAGCAAUAGCACUGGCCAUUUCAAACUGUGUUUUCAAUAGAAGAGUUGAGUAUGACAGCGAAAACUAGAGAACUUCUCAAAUAUUUUUUCAAUACGAGGAAAAGUUAUCGCUGCUUAAUGGAAAGUAUGAACCACCAAAAAACUCAGAGGUUUUAAAAAUGCACAAUAUGACGAGGCAAUUUAUUUGCACUUAAUAUAUGCACUCCAUAUAUAAUUAUAGAUUUUCUAUAACAGAGACAAACAGCAAGGCAAAAGGCAUUACUCUAUGAUGUUGUACCUAUGACUUCCUUUAUCAGGACAAAUUAGAAAAGAAAUACUUUGCACACUAAAGCUUCAAACAUUUUCCUGACAUGUUCUAUUUAAGUAAGUGAUGGGUGUUUCUCUAUUUUGUUAAAACACAUGAAUGUUUUUGAUUCAUGGAUAACAUUUUUGUUCUUGUGAUGUAAAUUAUUGUUUUUUUUUUAUUAAAAGCUUAACUCAUUUUCAGUGGUUUGCUUAUUGUUUUAUGUAAAUACUUUUUAUAAAUGUAUUAAACAUGCUUUUUUUCUAACCUGAACUGUACUACAACCAACUUUACUGUUUUUGUAUUCUUUUGUUGUCUGUGUAAGUACCUGUUAUUGUAACAGUUUCUUGUCUAUGGUGAGAAUGACUGUGAGCCAUUGUGUUGAAAAUGAAGGGGACUAUACUAUAUUUCUCAGAUUAUCCAGAUGGGCUCCGGUUCUUUUUAAGGGCUUUUACUAUAAAUAAGUGGGACAUUGUUUGUUUUAAAAAAUAUCUCUGUUCUCUCUCUCUGUUCUCUCUCUCUGUUCUAUGUGCAUCCUACAGUUUGAGAAAACUAAAAAGCAUAAAGAGAACAUCUAAAAGAUUUCUGAAGCUAUUUGAGAAAAAUGUCUGUUACUGUAUCUUUGUACCAAGUUUUGUGGUGAUAGACCUACUAAUUUGUUUUUUGGAAAUAAAUCAAGAAUACUUGAAACUGUAA
Osmerus eperlanus (European smelt) is the source of this 7142-nucleotide messenger RNA. It is a transcript of the gene sbf2, whose product is annotated as SET binding factor 2. Gene Ontology annotation, molecular function: guanyl-nucleotide exchange factor activity. NCBI's taxonomy places the organism in Eukaryota, Metazoa, Chordata, Actinopteri, Osmeriformes, Osmeridae. The record is from RefSeq and is a predicted model, not a curated record. Gene Ontology annotation, cellular component: membrane; cytoplasm.